CCUCCCGAGAGAUCCCGAGAUUGGCCCUCAGCUGUGGCUAUUCCACUGAAAGCGGCCCGACAUCUAAAAAGUUUGGAGACCCCUGAUCUAAGGAACAAUCAGUGUGUUUCGAGAUCAGGUACGAUCCUGUCUAGGUGGGAUGCCUUCCCAUUGUUUUAAGGUAUUGUUUUACACGGGGUUUUGAGUUCACAGGGGCACUUUCGGGAUGCUGGAGGAAUAUGGACACUCGUUGUUAACGGUAACAGAUUGCCCAAUGCGUAUCCAUUUCAACAUUUGCUACGCAACGCGUCGACAGUGUGUGGCAUAACUAUGGAACUAUCCAUUUUUUUUGCUGAGGAUCUUGUCUCUCUCUCUCUUGUUGGCUUUAACGACCUCUAAAAAAGAUCAUGGCCGGCCAUUUCUGCAUUUAGGCUUAUUUUUUACCGCGUAGCAGGAUUAUUAAUGCUACGGGGGAACGGGUCCGGAUGGGAUCUGAUCUCCGGUCCUGCCGUGUAGACCGGCGCCGUUUGUCAUAUACACCACGGCGGGCCACCCGCGUGAGGAUCUUGUACAAUGGCUAGAGCUCAUUUAUGUUAAAAAUUGUAAAAACUUUCUUCUAAAUAUAAAAGGUCAAACAUAUAUUUAGAAUACAAAUUUAUCGGAUUUGAAAUCGAUAGAACUUGCGAAUAUUUGUUGGAAGGCUUUUGAGACGCAACGGUCAUUAACGAUUGGCUGGAUUUGCUUUACUAAUUUGUAAUCUGGGGCUGUUUAGUGAUCAAACGUUAAUUAGAUUCGUCUGAGCGUUAUGCAAAGUAUACCACGGUAAGCAUUAAUUCGCAGAACUUAUCACAAUCUAUUCUUGUGAACGCCACAGUAAACUUUAUAAUGCUAUGCAUAUUUGCUUAAGUAUUUUAUUUUACUGAUGAUACCAUAUGCUUUGAAUGUCUAUAAAGUUAAUAAAACCUCUACCCUUUGUAAAAACAUUUUGAAUUAAAACGUACAACAUAUUAAUAACUCCACAGUUGUGUUGCAGCCUGUAUUACUUAAAAUUAAAAAUUAGAAGAGAAAAAAGUUUUCAUAACUAAAAUUGUUAGAGAACAAAACACGGUCUCGCUUCAUUUUAUUAUCACUGUUGAAUGUUUUAUCGUUCCCGGAGCAGCUUUAAACCCACUUAAAGUUUAAUGUUAAUGUUUCAAUCUAUUUUUUAUCCCAUCUUACCGCAUGAUAUACAUAUUUGAGCCUUCUUCUUCGAAAAACCUUGACGAGGGGUGUAAAUUAAAUUUUGGGAAAGAAAAACUUUGUUGUUUCUCUCACACACAAUCCAAACUGGUUGAGCUCCACCGAAACUCUCCCAACCGAUGGGUGCAUCUCUCAGUGGCUUCUUUCCAGCGCGAUUCUACGCAACCAGCACGCAGUGUUUUCAAGCCUUUGUGCGAAAUGAAUCUCAGUCAUCGUCCUCCGGCAUUAGCAGUAGCUCACGCUUUUCGUCGUGAACGCACGAGCCAGCCUCGAUCUUGCCUCGACAAAUGAGUUUCGCUGUACGCCGGCUGCUACGGGCAGCCAUGUGCGUCUUUAGCUGGUUCGUCAUGCCCUACUCGCAGUGCGUCAGUAGCCGGAUAGAGCGUCGCAAGUUGCCACCGAUCGAUAAUCCGUUGCUUCUCCUGUCAGCCACCGUGCUGGCCGAACGCAUCCGCAAGGGUGAGGUGCGCAGCGAAGAUGUGGUCCGUGCGUACGUGCAACGUUGUCAACAGGUUAAUCCCCUGCUAAACGCCAUCGUCGAGGAUCGGUUCGAGGAUGCGCUGGAAGAGGCACGUGAAAUUGAUCGACAGCUGGCGAAAGGUGAUCUGGGCACCGUUGAGACGCUGGCCCGCACAAAGCCCCUUCUGGGACUGCCUGUUUCGAUCAAGGAAAGUUUAGCCGUCGAAGGAAUGAGCAAUACGGCCGGUCGCAAGCUGCGUGAGAAAAAGGUCGCCCUCAGUGAUGCACCAGUCGUGCAGCAAAUUAAGAAUGCCGGUGGCAUUGUACUGCUGGUGAGCAACACACCGGAACUGUGUCUCUGCUGGGAAACGUACAACCAGUGCACGGGACUUACGCGCAAUCCGUACAACCUGCAGCGAACGGCUGGUGGAUCUUCGGGCGGUGAAGCUGCGCUGAUUGCUGCCGCCGGUUCACUGCUCGGCGUUACGACCGAUAUUGCCGGAUCAUCCCGGCUGCCGGCAAUGUUUACCGGUGUGUUCGGACACAAACCAUCUCCGUACAUAGUGUCGCCGUACGGGCACCAUCCAUCCUGUGACGAUGAGAACUGGGGCAGUUUCUUCACGCCCGGCGCUAUGUGCCGGUACGCCGAGGAUUUGCCACUGCUGCUAGAAGCGAUGCGUGAUCCAGAAGGGAUACCCGUUACGCUGCACAAAUCACUACCGAUCGGUGCCCUGAAGUGUUACUACAUGGAAAACGACGGUCCAUCCGGUUUAACGCGACCGAUCGAUCCCGACAUUGUGCAGGCGAUCCGUGACGUGGCCGCACACCUGAACGCACAACGCGUCAACCUGAAACGGUUGCGCUGGACGCUGGACAUUUCCGUGUGCAAGAUGUUGCGCAUGAAAAAUGUGGAAACGAUUUAUAGCCCGCAGGAAAACGGUAAACCGGACACCACUAUCAAGCGCGAGGUGUUCAAGUAUCUGCUCGGCAUGUCCAAUUCCGAUCUACCUUCGGUAAUGAUUGGACCAAUGCAACACAUCGUGAACAAUUACAUUCCCCAAUCGCGGCUAAACUUUCUCGACAGCCAGACGGAGAAGCUGCGCAAAGACUUUAUCGAUCUGCUCGGCACGGACGGUGUGUUUAUCUAUCCCGGCUUCCCAAAUACGGCCCAUCGGCAUUAUCGCAUCUUUCACAAGCUGGUGGAUACGACGUACAUGAUGGUGUUUAACACCGUCGGUCUUCCGGCAGCAUCCUGCAUGGUUGGGUUUGAUCGCGAAAAGCUUCCAAUCGGUGUACAGAUCGUCGCUGCUCCCGGACAGGAUCAUCUUAUCUUUGCCGUAGCCAAAGAACUAGAACGACGGUUCGGUGGUUGGGUGUCUCCAUCCUAGAAGGAUCCGCUCUUACCGGAGUUGUAGGAGACAACUCCAAUAAUAAGACGGCCCAGCCGUCAUGCAGAUUGUGAUUCUUUCGAGCUUAAUCUAAGAUUUCCCUAACAUGUAUUCUGUUUUCCUCGUAAUGUUAGAUGUCCUGUGUUUGUGUGUGCGACACUGUUAUUUUUAUUCAUGAAUUAUGCGAUUUCGAUACGUUACGAACAAACACAUCUUUUCUAUCCUGUUCAUACGUUCCUAUUCGGUGCGUCGUCGUCGUUAAAAGGUAGAAGACUCUAUCGCUGGUUUGUUAAUUACAAUUGUUUUUUUUUUAUUACAUUGUUGAUCGGAUCGGAGACGUUCCGUCGUUACACAAAUUCUAACCAUUAGCAGCGCGUGAUGAUGUUGAACAUUAUGUUAUGCAUGUGUCGUUGACUGUUACAGACACAUAUUGAAGAAGGUAAAGGAAAUGCAACGAGACUGGUUGGUAGAAACAGGAAAUGGAAAUGUUUAACUGUGGACAACAAAUAUAGAAUAAAAUAAAAAGCAUAAUAAUUUA
Messenger RNA from Anopheles funestus (African malaria mosquito), 3603 nucleotides. Its product is annotated as fatty-acid amide hydrolase 2-B. The transcript is spliced from 3 exons. NCBI's taxonomy places the organism in Eukaryota, Metazoa, Arthropoda, Insecta, Diptera, Culicidae. The coding region runs from base 1506 to 3065 and encodes 519 amino acids. The record is from RefSeq and is a predicted model, not a curated record.